UUCACAGCUCUUGGAAGUGGUUUCCCCCUGAAGUUCAGAACUGCUGAUAUGACAUUGCAUUGAAGUCGCUUUGCCUGUCUCAAAGAAUUGUUGCCUGCAGGAGCCGAGAUGGUGAGCUGUUACCUGUCACUGUUUCUGGUCUCUGCAUUGGUGCUCUGCUCUCAAGGACAAGGGAAACGAUUGCUCAAUGAGGUCCAGAACAAGCCGCCUCAGGAUACCCGGUGUAGUCUCUUCGGGCAUGACCGUAUCCAAACCUUUGAUGGGAAGUUUUACGAGUUUCCAGGGCACUGCAGUUACAAGCUGGCUGGCGACUGCAUCAAAAACUCCUUCUCACUUUUAGGUAACUACCAGAAUGGAAAACGGACAAGCAUUACUCUGUACCUGGGCGAAUACUUUGAGGUCACUGUCACUUUAAAAGGAGAAGUGUCAGUAGGGAAGAAAAGGAUCCAACUCCCAUUUACAACCUACGGUGUGUACAUUGGGACAGAAGCAGGCUACUAUAUCAUAUCAAGCGGUGAACAUGGGUUCACCAUCAGGAUUGAUACCAGUGAAAAUGUAGCCAUCACGUUGUCUAAAAAACAUUUCAGCAGGACAUGCGGACUCUGUGGCAAUUACAAUGACAUCCCCCAAGACGAUUACUUGACUCAAGAAGGUUUCCAGGUGAAGAGCAGCUUUGAUUUUGCUAACUCUUGGGCAAUGGGUGGUGCUGAGGAACUGUGCAGCAGGGUGUCUGCUCCCAGUAAAACCUGCAACAUGUCCAGUGAAGUAAUAGAAAUGAACUUGAUUGGAAAGUGCAAAAUGCUCAAAACACAACAAGUAUUCAAGAAAUGUAAUGAUCUUGUGGAUCCAGAGCCGUUCAUUGCUAGUUGUGAGGAUGACACAUGCCACUGUGAAGGAAAGAAUUGUCACUGCCAAGCAUUUCUGGAAUAUGCACGGUCUUGUGCUCUAAAGGGUUUAGUUCUCAAAGACUGGACUACAGCAAGUAACUGCAUACCGAAAUGUCCACCUGGAAUGGAAUACAAAACGUGUGUGCCAGCCUGCGCCCAAACAUGCAAGAGUUUAAGCAUCAAUCAGCUGUGCCAUAGCCAAUGCAUGGAUGGCUGCACCUGUGGAGAUGGGAAACUACUGGAUGGGAACACAUGUGUAGCCUCUUCAGAAUGCUCCUGUAUGCACAUGGGAAAACAGUACCCAGCUGGUUCAAGCAUCUCCCAGGGCUGCCAUGAAUGCAUUUGCAGCCACGGAAAAUGGGAAUGUAGCCGCGAGGAUUGUCCAGGGGAAUGUUUUGUCAUUGGGCAAUCACACUUCAAGAGUUUUGAUGAUAAGUACUUCACCUUUGCUGGAAUGUGCCAAUACUUGCUGGCAAAGGACUGUGAGGAAGACACGUUUGCAGUUUUCAUUGAGAAAGUGCAGUGUGCAGAUGAUCCUGACGCUGUUUGUAUAAGAUCAGCCACACUGAGGUUCAAGGAGCUGCAAGGCAUGACCAUUAAACUUAAACAUGGUGGCAGAGUUUCAGUGAAUGGCAUGGACAUACAACCACCUCUAAUCCAAGGUGCUCUUCGUAUUCAGCACACAGUUCGGUCAUCAAUUCGGGUGACAUAUGAUGAAGAUUUCCAGUUUGACUGGGAUGGGUAUGGAAAAGUUAAUCUCAAGCUGAGCGCCGUGUACACAGGAUUAACCUGUGGCCUCUGUGGAAAUUUCAAUGGAAAUCAAGGAGAUGACUUCCUCACACCAUUUGGACUUGUUGAACCUGAGAUGGUCAAUUUUGGGAACUCCUGGAAGAUCAACGGAGGCUGUGCUGACUUGAAACAGAUACAUGCUGACCCAUGCAAGUUAAAUCCCAAGAGAGCGAAGUAUGCUGAGGAGGUGUGCUCUGUUUUUCUGUUAACUGAGUUUGAACCAUGUCACCAUGAAGUAAAUCCUGCUCCAUUCCUCAAGAUCUGUCACUAUGAUGUAUGUGCCUGCAAGGAUGGCAAUGAAUGCCUAUGUUCUGCCAUUGCCAGUUACGCUGCGUUGUGCACCAGGAGAGGUGUCCUAAUUAACUGGAGGUCUCCAGAUUUCUGUGAAUUGACCUGCCCUGAUGGGCAAAUUUAUGAGCAGUGUAGCACACCUUGUAACAAGACCUGCAGAUCGAUCUCCACUCCGGACACAGAAUGCACUGAGUUUUGUCUCGAAGGUUGCUACUGCCCACCCAAUCAGUUUGCCAAUGACGAUGGGCAAUGUGUUCCCAAAUCAGAAUGUUCCUGCUACUUUAACGAUGAAAUCUACAAACCUCACGAGGACAUAGCAUUUGAAAACGUCAUCUGUUACUGUGAAAAUGGUGUGAUGCAUUGCAGUGCAAUCAAUCUGGUUCAUCAUUACCCACCAAGCAUUUUCUUAGACACUGAAGGGAGUAGCAGAGUCAAGCGGGAGACGAGUUGUCAGCCACCAAUGAGAAGAUUUGAUUGUCCAGAAGAUGACCCGACAGCAAAGGGCAUUGAAUGUAUGAAGACAUGUCAGAACUAUGACUUGGAUUGUGUGAGCUCAAAGUGUAUGUCAGGUUGCAUGUGUCCUCCUGGCAAGGUGCAAGUGGGAACCAUGUGUAUUUCUCCAGAAAUGUGUUCAUGUCUACACAACGGAAAAGAAUAUGGUCCUGAAGAAACCAUAAAGCAAGGCUGCAAUACCUGCAAAUGUCUCAAUCGCAAAUGGCAAUGCACGGAAAAUAUCUGUGAUGGCACCUGCCUCGGGAUCGGUGAGGCCCACUACAUCACUUUCGAUGGGCUGAAGUAUACAUUCCCAGGCAAAUGUCAGUACGUCCUGGCUCAGGAUAGUUGUGGUGCAAAUAAAGGAACAUUUCGCAUCUUAGUGGAACACAUUGGCUGUGCAUUGCCAGGAGAAGAAUGUUCAAAAGACAUCACCAUAUUAUACGAUGAAGGAGAGUUGGAACUAUAUGACCAAGAGGUGACAAUCAAAAAACCACUUAAGAAUGGAGAAGACCUGCAGAUAUUUAAUUCUGAUCUUUACUACAUCAUUGUACUGGGUAAAACAAUUUCGAUACUGUGGGAUAAGGGCACUCGAAUCUCAGUUCAAGUUCAGGGCCAGUAUAUGGGUAAACUCUGUGGAUUGUGUGGUAAUUUUGAUGGAAAUAAGAAUAAUGAUCUGCUGGGCAGUGCCAAUCAGCUUGAAAUUGACCCCAUUGAUUUUGGGAAUUCAUGGACAGUGAAACAUUUAUGUGCCGAUGCCAUCCAGCCACCCCCUCCAUGCAAUGGAAACAGUUUGAAGCGAGCGAAUGUUGAAAAUACUUGCGACCUCAUAAAAAGUAGCCUGUUCAGUGAGUGUGCACAGCUGAUUGACCCCCAACCUUUCUGGGAAAUCUGUGUCUUUGAUGCCUGUUCCUGUGAUUCUACAGGAGAAUGUCUUUGUCUUUGCAAUGCUAUAGCAGCCUAUGCACAUGAAUGUGCCCAGCAAGGCAUUCUUGUCCAGUGGAGAGCAGACAAUCUGUGUUCUAUGAGUUGUGAAGAUCUAAAUUCUGGACAAGCAGAGCAGGUGUGUGAGUGGAGAUAUAAUGUGUGUGCAUCUGCCUGUCCUCGGACCUGUCAACAUCCGGAACUGCGAGACUGCCCUGUGGUGUGUGUGGAAGGAUGCCACGCACAUUGUCCCUCAGGAACCGUACUGGAUGAAAAUUCACAGAAAUGUAUCGAUCCUGAAUUGUGCCCAGUUUGUGUCGUUGAUGGACUACGCAUUCCAGAUGGACAGACAAUCGUUCUCCACAAAGGAACAGAACGUUGUCAGAACUGCCUGUGUACUGGAGUAUCCUUGUUUUGUACGGACUGUGUUGAGCCAACACCAGAGCCAAUUCCAACCCCGACAGAGGAAACUGUUGAAAUAGUUGGUGGCUGCCACAGAGUAAUGGAACUGGCAUUCUUGAUUGAUGGCAGUAAAUCAUUCUCAAAGAAAGAGUUUGCCGAUGUGAAGAAGUUUGUGUUGUCCAUGAUGGAGCAGAUGCAGAUUGGUCAAUCCAACAUACGAGUCGCCUUAUUGCAAUUCCACUCAAGCAUCAGCAAAGAAUUUGACCUGUGGGAGAAGAAGAGCGUAAGAGAACUGAAAACAUUGGUGAGGACAAUGAGAUACAUCGGUGGUUCCAAAUCAAACCUGGCUGAAGCCUUGAAGUAUACGUCAGUUCUUGUGUUUGGAAAGGAUUCGAGGAAGGAAGUACCCAGAGUAGCCAUACUUGUGACAGCAAGCCCCUCGUCUACUGUGGUUAAAGGAGCUUUACAAUUAAUUUUCAAGAGAAAAGUCUCUGUGAUUACAGUGGGGAUUGGAGCAAAUAUAAACCUAAAGGAAAUAGGUUUGAUCACUACCAAGUCUCCUGGAGGGAAAUCGUUUAUUCUGAAAAAUGUUGCUGAGCUUAAAGAAUUGAGGGCGGACAUCUUAGAUUAUACGUGCAGUCGUGGAGCCAGGCCAGCAACCCCUGCUCCUGUGGUAACCAUAGCUCCAACAACAGCAUCAUCCACAUCUCCAUCAGUUGCCCAUGCCAUGAUCACCACCCCAGACUCUGGUGAAGAAAAAAUACGUGAUGUUGUCUUCCUUCUGGAAGCUUCGGAUAAGGUGGGAGAAGAUAACUUCAACAGGACCAAAGAAUUUGUUAUUAAAAUGAUUGAACAGUUCAAAGUGUCAGAAGACACCACAAAUGUAUUUGUCGUCCAGUACGCAGAUACUGUGACUGAAGAGUUUCAUUUUACAAAAAUUCAGAGUAACUGGGAAGUGAUUGAAAGAAUAAAACAAAUGCAUUUCCAUGGAGGAGAGCAGACCAACACAGGCAAAGCCCUACAACACCUCAUUGAAUCUACAUUAACCACUCAUAACGGUGCAAGGGAAGAGGCGCCUGACUUGGUGUUUAUGAUAACCAGCAACCCUCCAACAGACAGUAUUACAAAUCCUUUCAACACAGUCAAAGAACAUGGUGUGGAAUUGCUCCCAAUCAUUGUUGGUCCUGACAUUGAUGUGAAUGUAUUCCCACCUCCCAUUGUGAAGGCUACCUAUGACAAUAUUCUUGAAAUAGCUAGCACUGUUUACAAAGAGUGUUGUCAGUCAGAAAGUACUACCCCAGCCACAACCACCGCUAUUGCAGAACAUGUAAUACUGCCGUCAUCAGAUUUUUGUGCUGAGCCAAUGGAUAUUAUCAUCCUUCUUGAUGGCAGUAACAGCGUCGAAAAAACGCAGUUUGAAGAAAUGAAAAGCUUUGUGAAGUCAUUGGUCAGGAAGGUGAAAACAGGGUCAAAUGCGACUCAUAUCUCCAUCCUGCAGUAUGGACGGGUGAACACACUGGAAAUAGGUUUCAACAAAAACCAGGAAAAGGAUAAUCUCUUAGAUCUGAUCAACAACAUCCGACAAAGGGAGCCUGGGCCAAGUCAAAUAGGAAAUGCACUCUCCUUUGCUGUUCAAUAUGGCAUCACUGAGGCAAAUGGAGCAAGAGCUGGGGUUCCAAAGGUUGCUGUGGUAUUAGUUACUGAUACCUCCAUGGAUAAUGUUGAAUUGGCAUCACAGGAAGCAAUCAUAACAGGUGUUACAGUGAUCCCAAUAGGAAUGGGGAAAAGAUAUGAUAAGCAACAACUUUUAACAUUGGCUGGGCCCAACCCUAAAAAUGUGAUUCAGCUGCAGAAUAUGGACACCUUGCCCAUGAUGGUGGAACUUAGUAAUGAAUUUGUAGAAAAAGUCUGCACAGCAACUUCUCCUCAGGAAUGCAUAGAUGACCAAGGAAAUCGGCGACAGGCUGGGGAGAAGUGGAUGUUACCUGACAAAUGUCACAGCUUUAUAUGCAAAAUGAAUGGAGAAGUUGUUUCUAUAAAUCAUAAAGUAAGUUGUGAGAAUCUGCAUAAACCGACCUGCAGUAACCAUCUGCCCAGCAUCAAAAUUGAGGAAACGUGUGGCUGUAGAUGGCUAUGCCCCUGUGUUUGCACAGUAACGGCACAGACGGAGAUUACUAGUUUUGAUGGGGUCGAGUUCUCAUUAACUGGAAGGUGCUCAUAUGUAUUGCUACAAAUUGAAGAUCAAGAUACAAAAAUAAUUAUGCAUAAGGGUCCGUGCCACAUGGUUUCCAGAGGAAAUUGCAUCAAGGCAAUUGAAAUCAGGCAGUAUGGGAGUUCAGUUUUGUUGCAUGAAAAUAUGACAGUUACAAUCAAUGGAAAACCUGCCUAUCCUCCAUUAACUAUUGGAAAUAUGGAUAUUACUGACCAUGGGUCCAGUAAUUUUGUAGCAAAUAUUCCUAGUCUGGGAUUAGUUCUAAUCUUCAGUCCGCUGAGCAACCUUUUCGGGCUUUGGGUUUCUCCUACAUUGUUCUUUGCUCGAGUAUCUGGACUUUGUGGAACAUGUGACAAUAAUCAGUUAAAUGACUUUGAACUUCGAGUUGGAUCUAUUGCUGAAAGCGGCCUCUCAUUUAUAAAUGAGUGGAUUCUGAAGGAACAAUCAUUGCAGCAUUGUACUGAAGAAGAGCCGGUGGUCCAUGAAUGUGUGUCGACAGGAGAUGAGUGUAACAUUCUCCUCUCCUCCGUAUUUGAGCCAUGCCACAACGUCGUUGAGCCACAGCCAUACCUCAGACUCUGCCAGAAAAAGGCUUGUGAUGGCAGUGAAGUGUGCAGUUCCAUUUCUGCAUAUAGCUUCAGGUGCAAACUUCAGGACAUCUGUGUCAGAUGGAGGUCGGAGAGUUUUUGCCCCAUCUACUGCCCCGACUCCUUUGUGUAUGAGCCUUGCGGGGUAAACUGCAUCCAGCACUGCGAAAACAUUGCACACGCGAAUGCUACAAGUUGCCUGGGUUCUCCAAAUGAAGGCUGCUUCUGUCCAGGAGGCAAACUGCUAUUGGAAGGGAAAUGUGUCACUGACAAUGUCUGCACUCAGUGCACGGAUGAGCAGCAAGUUCAUCAUCAGUAUUUGGAUACAUGGAUACCACAACAUGAUCCAUGCCAGCUCUGCAUGUGCUUAGAAAACAGACAGAUCAACUGCACAAGCCGACCCUGCCCAUCUAUCACAGUACCCACGUGUGCCCCCUGUGAGAGUCCAGUGUUAAGACGGGUCACGGAUGAAUGUUGCCCACAGUAUGAAUGCCUUUGUGAUUUUCAAUCCUGUGAUUUACAACCUAUUCCGAACUGUGAAGAUGGAAGCUCACUUUCGCUGAAAAAUCCAGGCGAAUGCAGGGCAAUUUAUGAAUGUGUCUGCAAAAGGGACACGUGUCAGAGCCAACCUAUAAAAUGUCCAUCACAUCGUGAAUUGAGAAGAGUAGCAACAAAAUGUUGUGACAGAUACGAAUGCGUUUGCAGUUGUAGUAAUCAAAUUGUGAGCUGCCCUGUUGGAUAUUCGGUCAAGUCAGUGAUCAACGAUUGCAACUGCACUACAUCCUACUGUGAACCUAAUGAGGUUUGUGUUCAUAAUGAUGUGGCCUACCUGGUUGGGAGAACUUGGGAGGAAUCUUGUAAGGAAUGUUCCUGUACCAGCACAAAGGACGUCGUCACAGGGCUUCAUGAGGUGCAGUGUGUUGCUAAAACCUGUAACACAAAUUGUCCAAUUGGCUACAUCUACAGAGAAGAGGAGGGUGCUUGCUGUGGAAAAUGCAAGCAUGCAGUGUGUGAAGAAAGUAUCUUACCAAGAGGUGAUGCAGAUCCUAUCAAAAUAGUGCAUCGGGCUGGUGAUCAGUGGGUAUCCUCUAAAAAUCCAUGCAUUAUGAAUGAGUGCCUGGAAGUCAACGGGGAAGCGGUGCUGCAUGAAAAGAAUCGGUCCUGCUCCCAUAUUGAUGUGCCUAAGUGUCCUCUGGGUUAUGAGCUGCAGUGUGACCAAUUCAUAGACUGCUGUCCUGUAUGCCAAUGUGUUCCAGGAAGUGUUUGCUUGCUAAAUGGAUCCACCAUUGCGGUGGGAGAAUCUGUGAAGGUCAAUGACUGCACGUUGUGUAGCUGCUCAGAGAAAUUGAACAAAUAUACGCUCCAGUGUAGAACUACACGUUGUGCAAGUUGCCCUGAUGGUUACAUAAUGAGAAAAGAAAAUGGUUCUUGCUGUGGGACAUGUGUGGCCACCGUGUGCAUUAUUAGUCUAAGAAAUGGGACAUUGGUUAAGUUAAAGUCAGAUGAAAGCUUCCAAGAUAACUGUGACUCGUACAGAUGCAAAGUGAAUGAAAGAGGAGAAUUUAUGACAGAAAAGCGAACAACGCUCUGCAUGCCUUUUGACGAGCAAGGAUGCAAAUCAGAAGGGGGUGAGAUAGUACGUGUGGACAGUUCCUGCUGCUUCACCUGCAAAUACAAGUCAGAACAGUGCAAAAAAAUAAAUCGUUUGAUUAAAAGGAUUAUCAAGGAUAACUGUGCAACUGAAGGCGAUGUCAACAUCCAUCAUUGUGAGGGGCACUGUCUGAGUAAAUAUGGCUACUCCUUGCAGAAGAAUGAGAUUGAAAGCGAAUGCACCUGCUGCUCAGCAAAAGCAUCUGCACCCAUCCUGGUGCCUCUGAGAUGUCUGAACGGAACUGUGAUUCAACACACAGUAAUGGAUGUGCAGGAAUGUGGAUGUGUUGCUCAUAACUGUACAUAAAUGAACUGAAACAGGUUGAAGGCAUUGCCGGACCUUUUGACCAAGAAAUUCUAAUAUUUCAAGUUCAGAAUUUAAUUCCCAGUUUCUUGUUGCUUUACAAGUGAUAAUAUCCAACCUAAUGUCUCUUGCUCAGAAAACAUUCAUUGUAAAUUUCACUUUUUGCAAAUUCUUGCUUUGUUGCUGAAGUAACAGUUAUGAAUUAAUGUCCUAUUCACCAUAUAAACUAUGUUGGUUUCAAAUUUACACAAAUGAAUGCAAAUAAAACUCAUCUGUAGAGUUGAAACCCAAAUAGUGAUCAGUGGAUCUUUAUUUUGGUGUUAAGGAAGCUUUAAGAUCAUUUCAA
Molecule: messenger RNA, 8884 nt
Organism: Mobula hypostoma (lesser devil ray)
Lineage: Eukaryota; Metazoa; Chordata; Chondrichthyes; Myliobatiformes; Myliobatidae
Gene: vwf
Product: von Willebrand factor
Exons: 52
Coding region: 109-8541 (2810 amino acids)
Biological process (GO): cell-substrate adhesion; blood coagulation
Cellular component (GO): extracellular matrix
Molecular function (GO): protein binding
Source: RefSeq, a predicted model, not a curated record